AUGUCUCAAAGAUCACCUUCAGAUGCUGAUGUUGGUGUCCCGAGCUCCAGGGACGAAUUCAACUUUCAACAUGUGCCGGCCCAAGCAUUGGACGCUGUGAGAAUGCGCUUUGCACAACUUACACAUUCUUUGGCGAAACUAAAGGACGAGAUGUCCAGAGCCGACCUGCCGCAAUGGUACUCCUUGCAAGCUCAAGUGAGUGUCAUUCUAACUCAGCUGCAAUCUGUGACGACCACAAUUCACCACUUUGAAGAACUGCUGGAUUCAACAGUGGUAUACCCUUUGGCAAACUUCCCCACAACUGCGCACGAAGGUCUGUUGACCACCUUACUGCGAAAGAAAAAUAUUCCAGAGACUGAUGCCUGGAUUAAUGAUGCCAAGGAAACAGUCGGUAUAGACCUCAACACAACGUCCCCAGAGGAUGUUAAUAAAUUGUUAAAAAGUGAUGAGCAGGUUACAAAAUGGGCCCUUGGUUUCUUGAAAGAAGAGCACAGCAAUUAUGCAUUUCAAGGCCUUCACACAGCCCAAGAGCUGUCCAACAGUCCCCAACUCGCCAACUACGAUGAAUACAGGCCUUCGACGGGUAAGAAUGUACCAAAGAAACCAUUUGACGUUGAUACUGUUUUAAAAGUCGUUCACCAGGGUCCGGCUUAA
This is a messenger RNA of Lachancea nothofagi CBS 11611, 654 nucleotides long. The record is from the annotation of a GenBank genome assembly. NCBI's taxonomy places the organism in Eukaryota, Fungi, Ascomycota, Saccharomycetes, Saccharomycetales, Saccharomycetaceae.